UCACACGUAGCCGACUGGCUGGUUUUGUAACCUCUGUGUGCGUGUCAUGUUUUUGAAUGUCAAAAAUGGGCCAGCAAGCCGGUUCGAAAAAAGGGAUUGCUACAAAAAUAAAUAGCAAAACCGGAAUUAGCAGUUUAAUUAUUUUUCUUGUAUUACUUUUAGCAUGGGUUGCUGGCUUUGCAUCUCGUCUUUUUGCAGUCAUUCGUUUUGAAAGUAUUAUACACGAAUUUGAUCCAUGGUUUAACUACAGGGCAACAGCGUAUAUGGUAAAACAUGGGUAUUAUAGUUUUCUGAAUUGGUUUGAUGAAAGAGCAUGGUAUCCUUUAGGAAGAAUUGUAGGGGGUACAGUGUACCCGGGGCUAAUGAUAACAUCGGGGAGCAUACAUUAUAUUUUACAUUUGCUCCACAUAAAUAUUCAUAUUCGUGAUAUUUGCGUUUUCUUAGCUCCAAUUUUUAGUGGUUUAACGUCCAUAGCAACAUACUUUUUAACGAAAGAAUUAUGGUCAGCGGGUGCUGGUCUCUUUGCUGCUUGCUUCAUCGCUAUUGUACCUGGAUACAUCAGCCGGUCAGUAGCUGGCAGUUAUGAUAAUGAAGGUAUUGCCAUAUUUGCACUACAAUUCACCUAUUUUCUAUGGAUAAAAUCUUUAAAGACUGGGUCUGUCUUUUGGGCUGUGGCUGCAUCUCUGUCUUACUUUUAUAUGGUUUCAGCAUGGGGAGGAUAUGUGUUCAUAAUUAACUUGAUACCAUUACAUGUUUUCGUACUUCUUCUCAUGGGAAGAUUUUCAAACAGGCUCUUUACAAGUUAUACUACAUUUUAUAUACUGGGCCUUAUAUAUUCAAUGCAAAUACCAUUUGUCGGAUUUCAGCCAAUACGUACUAGCGAACAUAUGGCUGCAUCAGGUGUUUUCGCGUUGUUAUUUGCGGUUUCAUUCCUUAGAUAUUUACAGACAGUAAUGUCUAAAUCUGAAUUUAAAUCUUUGGUGAUAUUUGGUGGGUUUAUAGCAGCCGGGGUCGUAUUUUUAACAGUGGUGUUGCUUACAUAUGCUGGAUAUAUUGCACCAUGGAGUGGAAGAUUUUACUCCCUUUGGGAUACUGGUUAUGCAAAAAUUCAUAUACCCAUCAUAGCUUCAGUGUCUGAGCACCAACCGACCACGUGGUUUUCAUUCUUCUUUGAUUUACAUGUUCUUAUCCCAACAUUUCCAGCAGGAUUGUGGUAUUGUAUUAAGCACAUAAAUGACGAACGUGUUUUUGUUGUUUUGUAUGCUUUGAGUGCUGUGUAUUUUGCUGGUGUAAUGGUUCGUCUUAUGCUUACGUUGACGCCUGUCGUCUGCAUGCUUAGUGGAAUUGCUUUUUCUGGACUACUGGAGUUAUUCCUUCGAGAAGACGAUAGCGCUGGACCGCCGGAGAGUGAGGAGGAAGAACAUUCCACUCCUAGCAAACGAUUGUAUGACAAGGCCGGUAGAGUUCCCAAAAUCAAACAUGAACAAUCCAAAGAGAGUGACGGCAUUGGCCCAAAUAUAAGAAGUAUCACUACUGUUGUCAUUUUAUUACUUUUAAUGUUGUUUGCUGUCCAUUGCACCUGGGUCACUAGUAAUGCUUAUUCAAGUCCUAGCAUUGUGCUGGCUUCCUAUGGCAGUGAUGGAAGCAGACAGAUCCUUGACGAUUUUAGGGAAGCUUACUUUUGGCUUUCGCAGAAUACCGCGGAUGAUGCAAGAGUGAUGAGUUGGUGGGAUUAUGGUUAUCAAAUAGCGGGCAUGGCAAAUCGUACAACCUUAGUGGACAACAAUACAUGGAACAAUAGCCAUAUUGCCCUAGUUGGCAAGGCCAUGUCUUCAAACGAAAGUGCCGCUUAUGAAAUUAUGACUGCCUUGGAUGUAGAUUAUGUUUUAGUGAUCUUUGGAGGUGUUAUUGGCUAUUCUGGCGAUGACAUCAAUAAAUUCCUUUGGAUGGUUCGAAUAGCUGAAGGUGAACAUCCGAAAGAUAUUAGGGAAAGUGAUUAUUUCACAGAGCAAGGAGAGUUCCGUGUGGAUGCUGAAGGAUCCCCGACACUUUUAAAUUGUUUAAUGUACAAACUUAGUUACUAUAGAUUUGGAGAAUUGAAAUUAGAUUAUCGUUCGCCAGGCGGUUAUGAUAGAACUAGGAAUGCUGUCAUAGGCAAUAAAGAUUUUCAACUAACUUAUUUGGAAGAGGCAUAUACUACUGAACACUGGCUUGUUAGGAUAUACAGGGUGAAAAAACCAGAUGAAUUUAAUCGGCCUAGAAUACCAGUAGCAAACAGAGUCAUAAAAUCAUCAAGCUUUGUUUCGAAGAAGAGUUCGAAACGUAGAAAGGGUACAAUAAAAAACAAACCUGUUUUAGUUAAAGGCAAACGUCCCCAAGCAUCUAAGUAGUAAGAAAAAGUGAAUGCUUCUAAGGAGCCUAGUUAAAUCAUAUUCAUUUUUGUUGUUCGUAAAUCACUUUUUUUAUCAUAAAUAUAAACCGGGUUUAUAAUACACUUUUUAAAUGUUAUUACACUGUGUUCAUAUGUCCAAUCUCUAAAAUUUUACGUUUUUGGCAAUAAAAGUUUAUGUUAAAAAGAUCACUAUGUGAUAUUAUGUGAAAAUACAAGACUUUUGCACUGGUUUAGAAGUUAUUUGAACUUAAUCCUACAAAAUAUUGUCCUUAGCGUAGCAGCGCCAGAUAAC
Messenger RNA from Cylas formicarius (sweet potato weevil), 2684 nucleotides. RefSeq names its product dolichyl-diphosphooligosaccharide--protein glycosyltransferase subunit STT3B (gene Stt3B). Gene Ontology annotation, molecular function: dolichyl-diphosphooligosaccharide-protein glycotransferase activity. The record is from RefSeq and is a predicted model, not a curated record. NCBI's taxonomy places the organism in Eukaryota, Metazoa, Arthropoda, Insecta, Coleoptera, Brentidae. Gene Ontology annotation, cellular component: membrane. The transcript has 12 exons. Gene Ontology annotation, biological process: post-translational protein modification. The coding region runs from base 57 to 2390 and encodes 777 amino acids.